CUUUUAAGUCUGCAUUUUUUUUCCAGUCGCAGAUGAAGACCCGCACAAGAAACAGUGAAGACUCUCUCUCUCUCUUCUCAUUUUCUCCGUCUAGAAAACCUUUCAGAUCCGAAACCCUAAUUUCACUUUCUUCCCUUUUACUCUCUCACCUUUUAAGCUCUAUACUCCAUCUUUUUGUGCACCCUAAUUUCUCUGAAGAAAAGCUUCUUCACUGAUAGCUUUGACUCCCCCUUACAUGGACUGGUUUCACCUGAGUCACUCUGAAAUUUCCCACCUUUAUUUGGAGGAAGCUUGUGAAUCUUUAACUAGGGAUGGUUUUGUGGGGCUAUUUUGAUUGAGAGAAACAAGGGUAUUUUAGUUGACAGAAAGGAUUAUACCUUGGAAGAAAGAGUUGAUGAGAUGGAAUUUCAGAUAUUCAUGGUGUGAAUGGAGUUGUUUGAUAAAUUUGAUUUACAAGUGAACGAUUUGCAAAGUCUUUAACUGAUGGCCGCAUCUGGGGUACCAGCUAAUGGUAGGAAGAAUAUCUCUGUUCAAGUUAAUUCUCAGACACCAGAACCCACUGUUUGUAACAAUGCCACUGCAUUGGCUGGAAGCCCCCGAAUUACUCAACCUGGUUCUUUAAAAGUAUCUCAUAAACCAGGCAUUGGCCCAACUGUUAAUGUGCAGAACUUAUCAGAGCAAGCUCAGAGAGUUGCAGGUCAUCAAGGUAGUCCUCGGAAAACUUCACAGAAAGGCACCCAUGUUCUUCACUUGUCUGAAGUUGGUUCCUGCAGGGGGCCAUCUCAGAAACACGCAACUCGUGAUUUGAACACAUUGCCUUCUCCUAAAGGAAGUAAAGCACAACCAGUUCCUAUAAAAUUCACCUUAAAAUCAGGUAAUGGGGCUCCUUCGAAGCUGGUUUCGACAAAUCUGGCAAAAGAGGUGAAACCCAAUUCACAUCUUGGGGUGCCUAAUCAAACAACCAAGGCUUUGGAGGCCAACCAUUCAAAUAACUCAGGUCUUUCCGCUGGUAGUUCCUCAGGGGAGUUUGCUUUAACCGAGUCUUUAUCAUCUAAUUCGAUUAAUGGGAAGCUUCAGACACCAGAUGCUGGUUCAGAUUCUCAGACUGAGACUGCAGAUGAGUCUCCUUUUAAAGAUUUCAAAGAAAGUUAUGGCCAUGUUGAUGAUGGUUUGAGUUCUUCUUUCACCAGUAAUCAGACCACCCCAUCUGAUGGUUCCGGCAAUGUUGUUCAACCUACAGAUGGCAAUGGCGUUAAGGAGAGCUUUGUAACUGCCAAAGUUAGUGAUGGGACUAGCAGCAUCGCUAAGACUAGCGGGAGCACCAAAGUCAGUGAUGGUCGAGCUGAUUUUAAUGAGAGUGGGAAGAGCAGUAUCUGUCGUGAUAGCACUUGCAGUGAUGUUAGCGAUGAGAGUAGUUGUAGCAGCUUUAGUAGCAGUAUAAACAAGCCCCAUAAGGCAAAUGACUCAAGAUGGGAAGCUAUACAAGCAGUCAGGUCACGAGAUGGAGCAUUGGGUUUGAGCCAUUUUAGGCUUCUUAAGAGGUUAGGGUGUGGUGAUAUUGGUAGUGUUUACCUAGCUGAGCUGAGUGGUACCAGGAGCUAUUUUGCCAUGAAGGUUAUGGACAAGGGGUCUUUGGCAAGCAGGAAGAAGCUCUUGAGGGCUCAGACUGAGAGGGAGAUAUUGCAAUCCCUGGAUCACCCCUUCCUGCCCUCUUUGUAUACCCACUUUGAGACUGAUAAGUUUUCGUGCUUGGUCAUGGAGUUCUGCCCGGGAGGAGAUCUGCAUACUCUUCGGCAAAGGCAACCGGGAAAAUACUUUCCAGAGCAGGCUGCAAGGUUCUAUGUGGCAGAGGUCCUGCUUGCGCUCGAGUACCUUCACAUGCUUGGCAUUGUUUACCGCGACCUCAAGCCUGAGAACGUCCUUGUUCGUGAGGAUGGACACAUUAUGCUCUCCGAUUUUGAUCUCUCUCUACGUUGUGCUGUCUCCCCUACCCUCCUCCUCAAAUCCAACAAUAAUGGAGACUCUGACGCCAAUAAGAAUGCAUAUUGUGUUCAACCCGCAUGCAUUGAGCCAUCUUGUGUGAUCCAGCCUUCUUGUGUCCAACCCACUUGCUUUGUUCCAAGGUUCCUCUCAAGCCGAUCAAAGAAAGAGAAGCCUGCAAAGCCCAGUAAGCCCAAGCCCGCAAAGCCUGAGAUCAACAACCAGGUGAGCCCACUGCCAGAGCUCGUGGCUGAGCCCACUAGUGCUCGAUCCAUGUCUUUUGUUGGGACUCAUGAAUACCUUGCACCCGAAAUUAUCAAAGGCGAAGGGCAUGGUAGUGCAGUUGAUUGGUGGACUUUUGGUAUCUUUCUCUAUGAGCUUCUCUUUGGAAAGACCCCUUUUAAGGGUUCAGGCAAUCGAGCCACUUUGUUCAAUGUGGUGGGUCAGCCAUUGAGAUUUCCUGAGUCGCCCACUGUGAGCUUUGCAGCCAGAGACUUGAUAAGAGGGUUAUUGGUUAAGGAGCCUCAGCAUAGGUUGGCUUAUAAGCGUGGAGCCACUGAGGUGAAGCAACAUCCAUUUUUUCAGAGCAUUAAUUGGGCUUUGAUAAGGUGCACAAGCCCACCUGAUGUGCCCAAGCCAUUUGAGAUGGAGGUCCAAUCUGCGAAGAUGGGCCCAGGCCCAGGCCCUACCGGCCCACCAGGUCCAAUGGUGGGGUCGAGUAGUGAGAAGAAGGGGGGCUCAGCUGCAGGGGUGGAUGUGAAGCCAUCAGGGAAUUAUUUGGAGAUCGAUUUCUUCUGAAACCAUGUAGUGACUAGUUUUCCUUUACCUGUUGUAUUUGCCAUUUUUUUCACUCUCGCCCUCUCUGUCCCCCAUAUUUUCUUCUUGUUGCCCAAUUCUAUUUGUGAAUGUAGACUUUCUUGUUUUUCUUGUUGGUGAUUUCUUGUUGGAUGGGGGGUUGGGAAGAGAUGGACUCUUGGGAAUGCAAUGGCUGUUGGGAUAAGCCGCCCCUCUUGUGUAAGCGCCUUGCAUUCUUUGCACCGGGCUUUGUAAAAGAACAAUAUGGAAAUGGCUUUUUCAAAAUCUCUUCUUCUUAGGGUUUAUGGGCGAUUAGGGUUUCUGUGGUAGUGUUCCUUUCCUUAAUUUCUCUCUCUCUCUCCCUCUCUCUCAUGCUGUGCAUUGCAUUCUCUUGUUUUCUCUAUCCUGUAAAAAGGGACACUGUAAAAUGUGCAUUUAUAGACAUGUAACCUCAGAUAUUGACAAUGGAUUGUCGAGAUGAACUUUACUUGA
Messenger RNA from Amborella trichopoda, 3267 nucleotides. Its product is annotated as serine/threonine-protein kinase D6PK. Lineage: Eukaryota; Viridiplantae; Streptophyta; Magnoliopsida; Amborellales; Amborellaceae. Gene Ontology annotation, molecular function: protein kinase activity; ATP binding. The record is from RefSeq and is a predicted model, not a curated record. Gene Ontology annotation, biological process: protein phosphorylation.